Molecule: messenger RNA, 948 nt
Organism: Dipodomys ordii (Ord's kangaroo rat)
Lineage: Eukaryota; Metazoa; Chordata; Mammalia; Rodentia; Heteromyidae
Product: olfactory receptor 4K3-like
Exons: 1
Biological process (GO): G protein-coupled receptor signaling pathway
Cellular component (GO): membrane
Molecular function (GO): olfactory receptor activity; G protein-coupled receptor activity
Source: RefSeq, a predicted model, not a curated record
AUGGCAUGGAGUAAUCAGUCAAUCGUGACUGAAUUCAUACUACAAGGUCUAUCUGGCUCUUCAGAACUACAAAUCUUCUAUUUCCUGUUUGUCUUCCUAGUCUAUGUGGCUACUGUGCUAGGGAACCUCUUUAUCAUGCUCACAGUCAUAUUAGAGCCACAGCUUCAUUCACCCAUGUAUUUUCUGCUGGGUAAUCUCUCCUUCAUUGACAUGUCCCUAGCCUCAUUUGCCACCCCCAAAAUGAUUGCAGACUUUCUCAGUGAACACAAAGUUAUCUCUUUUGAAGGCUGCAUAACCCAGAUAUUCUUUCUACAUCUCUUAGGAGGGGCUGAGAUGGUCCUGCUGAUUUCCAUGUCCUUCGACAGGUAUGUGGCUAUCUGUAAGCCUUUACACUACUUAACCAUCACGAGCAAGCAAAUGUGCAUUUAGCUGGAAAUACUUUCCUGGAUUGUGGGCAUCUUCCAUUCAUUGAGUCAGUUAGCAUUUACUGUGAAUCUGCCUUUCUGUGGACCCAGUGAAGUACAUAGCUUCUUUUGUGACCUCCCUUUGGUGAUUAAACUUGCCUGUGUAGACACAUAUAUUCUAGCAGUGUUCAUGAUCUCCACCAGUGGUAUGAUUGCCCUGGUGUGUAUCAUCCUUUUGGUGAUUUCCUACACUGUCAUCCUGGUCACUGUUCGGCAGUAUUCCUCUCGUGGGUCUUCUAGAGCCCUUUCCACUUGCAGUGCCCACUUCACUGUUGUAACUCUAUUCUUUGGCCCCUGCAUUUUCAUUUAUGUGUAGCCUUUCACAAACUUCUCAAUAGAAAAGGUACUUUCUACAUUUUAUACUAUAUUUACUCCCCUGUUGAACCCAGUGAUCUAUACUUUUAGAAAUAAAGAUGUCAAGGUUUCUCUGAGGAAACUUAGCAGCCAUAUGUUUAAAUCUAUGAAAAUUGAUUGUCUUUCUUAA